AUGGAACUUCGUCGUCUCUUCCCCGUCUUGGUCCUGCUCCUCCUCUCAGCCUUGCUUCUUCCGGUCGCUUUGUCCCGAGAAUUUCCGUCGCAGGCAAUCGGCCGCUUGCGCUCCCCACGGGAGCUCGACUGCAGCAAGACGUCUUGGCCUGAGGUGCUGGGCAUGACAGGCGAGGCGGCUAAAGCUUACAUCCAGGCGUCUGUGCCGCAGUGCAACUGGGACAUCGUAAUCAUUCCGUUUGGGGUGAUGGUUACCGCGGAUUAUCGCACCGAUCGCAUUCGCAUUUUCGUCGACCCAGAAGGGAUUAUACAUAAACGAGCGAAAGAGUUUGACAGAGAGAGAGAGAGAGAGAGAGAGAGAGAGAGAGAGAGAGAGAGAGAGAGAGAGAGAGAGAGAGAGAGAGAGAGAGAGGGAGGGGGGGGGGGGGGGGAGAGAGAGAGAGAGAGAGAGAGAGAGAGAGAGAGAGAGAGAGAGAGAGAGAGAGAGAGAGGAGAGAGAGAGAGAGAGAGAGAGAGAGAGAACGAGAGAGAGAGAGAGAGAGACGAGAGAGAGAGAGAGAACGACAGAAUGAGAGACGAGAGACAGGGAGGAAAAAAUGAAUCGAAUUUCCAACACUAG
Molecule: messenger RNA, 618 nt
Organism: Closterium sp. Yama58-4
Lineage: Eukaryota; Viridiplantae; Streptophyta; Zygnematophyceae; Desmidiales; Closteriaceae
Source: the annotation of a GenBank genome assembly